AACACUUGUGGAUGUGGCUUUGGAGGCCAGGUCCUACUGUAACAGUGUAAAUGUUCCAUUAAAGAACAUCUAGAAUUUCAAACAUUUGGCAGUUGAAAUCAUUCAUCAUGCUGAAUAUGCUAAAGUAACGACAGCUUGUUCUCUUCCUAUGCUUAUACUCACAGCAUUCCAUUACUCACCACAACUGUACAAUGGCAGAUAAAACCUAUGCAUUUUACAUACAUGGUGCAGAGGAGCAAAUUUGUUCUGGAUAUCUUUACAAAUCUCCCCCAGAGAAUCUGUUCAAGUCUCAGAAAUCGUGGAAACGGAGGUUUUUUGUUCUUCUAAAGUACAGUAACAACAUAUUCCAGCUUAAGUACUAUAAAAAUGAAGAAAAGAACAAACCACUUGGAGACAUUGACUUGUCUAAGAUCACAUUCAUGUUCUUAAAGCCCGAGAUGGAUAAUAAGUGGAACUGGAUUCAAAACCAUUUCAGAUGUUCUCCUUCGUGUGUAUUGUUUAUUAGAGUACCGGAAAGAGACUUCUUCCUUAUCGGAGAAAACAGUUGGGAGAUGGAAAAAUGGUUCACUGCUUUAUUUGACAUCUUAAAUAAUCGUCCACACAGACUGUUGGAUCCCAAGUCAUUUGGGUCGAAGAGACACAUCUGGGAACUUCCACAGUCAGAAAACGACGAGCAGACAGUUGAGUGGGGUCAUGAAACAUGUGUUACACAUGAGCCGCCAUCACAUGUGACCCAUGAGCCCAUCUAUGUUUCUCCUGCAAAAUUCAAAAGUAAAGAAUUAAGAACAGAAAGAAACUGCGAAGAUAACGACACAGAUGAAUUGACAGAAUGAGUGCAGAAAUGUACUCGUGCAGGCUUCAUUCUAAACUCCAGCUUCUUUAACUGUUGUUACUGUGUGCUAAUUGUUACAACAGUCUGGAAACAAGACUGAAUUUAAGAUAUAUUUGUUGUUUUAUUUUCACAGUUCAAGUAGUAUGUUGAAUGUAAGGUUGAACAGGAUUCUUAUAUGCUAAAUCAUAUUUCGUUUCACUGACUUGCACUAAUCCAAAGCAAAAGGAAUGUUUAUACAGUAGCUUUGCAUUGGGAACAGUUGAUAUUCAUCUCAUUUCGUCGAUAAUGAGACGAAUUGCACAAGUUGCAUUAAUUUACCAAAAAUAAAAUAAAUAUGAUUAAAGCAAAUGACCAAAAGUCAAUUAUAUUAGAACAAUGCAGCUUAUUUUUUUUUUUUUUUAAAUAUCAGAAUGCUUCAGUAUAAAGAAAAUGAUGCAGCUACUGUGUAAAUAUAGGCUAAUAAAUGUAUAUUUAAAUAUUUUGUUUCAAACAAUGUUUCAGUUAGGCCUAUAUGAAGUUAUAAUAUUACAAAUUGUUUCAAUACUAAUGCAUGGUCUUAUAAACAUUCACCUUGAUGUGAAAUGUACAGAAAAUAAAAUCUAUAAUCUGUUUUAACAUGCACACAUUUAAAUUAAAACUAUGUUGUGUGUGAUAUCAAAGUCAAUAUUUUUCAAUAUUCAAAUGUAAAAGAUUUCAGGUAUUAAUUUUCUUUCAUUUAAUUUUCUUUCAUACCCUGAAAUAUCCGUUUUUUUUGUUACUCUGCAAACUCAGUGUAUUGCUUUUCUUUAAUUCUGUUUUUGUCUUGUACUACGCAGCCUUUUGAAGGUUUCUUAUGAUAAAAACUUUAUACUAUAUGUUCAAUUUAUUCCUCAAAAUCAAUGUUUCCAUAUAUGCUGAAAUCAUACAUUUUCUGAGUAGCUAGUCUUAGUUAUGCUGUGACUGAUGCUAGAUAAUUUGUUAAUGUUCAUUCAAAUAGUUAGAAAUGUCAUGCCAUGUUUGCCAUUUCUGUUUGUAAUGUAUAUAGUUGAAUAUAUAUCAGAGCGGGCGGCAGUGGCUCAGUGGUUCAUGUGGGUUGUCUAAAAAAACUGAAAGAUUGGUGGUUCAAUCCAGCAAACAAUAAAUGGAAAGUGCCUG
Molecule: messenger RNA, 1966 nt
Organism: Pimephales promelas (fathead minnow)
Lineage: Eukaryota; Metazoa; Chordata; Actinopteri; Cypriniformes; Leuciscidae
Gene: plekhs1.4
Product: pleckstrin homology domain containing S1, tandem duplicate 4
Source: RefSeq, a predicted model, not a curated record